Molecule: messenger RNA, 34155 nt
Organism: Pocillopora meandrina
Lineage: Eukaryota; Metazoa; Cnidaria; Anthozoa; Scleractinia; Pocilloporidae
Source: the annotation of a GenBank genome assembly
UGAGCAGUUUCACCUCUACUUUUUUGUUUCUGUUUGAGAAGUUGUCAAACCGAAAGAAGUAUCUUCAAAUCGUAAAAUUCGCUUUGUCCAUUUGUCUAACCUGGUCGAAGUGAACUUGCAGUCUGUGAUCAUGUCGUUUAGAGGACGCGAAUACAACGAUGAUUCUGCUGCGAAACUUCUUCGUUCCGUCCGACAGCAGGUGAGCUUGAUUUUCGUAAUUUUGAAUGAGUUAGGCGAUAUAUGAAUCAUCAUCAAUCUUUGGUAGUGGUUGUCUGUGGAUUUACGUGUGCAGUUGCUGUCUUUGUGUAGAAUUUGAGGUCGCAUUACUUAAGAGUAACUUUCUCGAUCGACCAUUUUCGUUGAACAUAUUUAGCGAUUGAGCUUGUAAACACUCUCAUGAUUUACUUUUCCCUCGUGACAGGAAGCUCACUUUGAAAUGCUUUCUCGAGAAUUGGAACAAGAGCGCAGAAACGUGGCUCACCAAUUGGAAAAGGUAAACUUUGAUCUCCAUAAAGUUUUGAUCGAAUACCAGCUUUCCUAUCGAACAUUUUCGUCUUUCGAUAGAAGCUAUUCGACGACAGUAAACUUUUAAUGGGAUUUAACGUCACUUGUUUUUCUAUUGCAGUGUAAAUAUGGCUCCGAAACAGCAAGUGUGAGCUCGAUGGGGAGGUAAUAUUGAACAUUUGCUUUGAGCACGGAAACUUACCUGCUAGUAAUUUGAAUUUAUAUAAGAACCUUCUCAGCUUGAAAUUAUUGCUAAGCCAUGGGUUUGCUGUUGUACGUUGGUGUAAGGCUAUUGUGAGUUGUCUCGAAUGCUUACUUAAGAUUUUGAAAUUCGAAUCUACUUUGCCGGUAAACCCCAGCUAAAAUCCCCUUGAGAUCGGACGGAGGACAUCACAUUUCACUCGUUAAAACCCAUGUCAAGCGAGGGCAGUCAAUGGUGACAACUGGUUUAGUAGAGCUUUCACCAUUCAAUUUGUUUUUAUAUUUCAAAUAUUCCCUUAAAUGGUAAAGAUUGGUGAUUUUUAGAGCAUGAUUCAUAGAGGUUUGCUUUUAUAUUGAAAGAUUUUACAGCUUUAAACCUAUAAUGUAGGAAUUUUUCUAAAACUACAGUAUCUUAUGUACGUAAUUCCAGGUAUUCUGAGGUCUUUAAACAGAAACAUUGAUAACCAAAUUGUUUGAAGUGUCGAAGUUGGAUCAUUCUUAAAAUUUCCUUAUCUGUGUUUUACGAAUAAUAUCUCUUGGAUCUCGUCCUGCUGGCAACAUUCACUUUCCAUUAAACUGCGUGAGGAAGGGAGAUCUAAGAGAUCGUAACGGGUAUAAUGAUCGCUGAUUGAUUUGAACUCUUAAAGAACUUAAGCUUUUGAGCCCAUUAGGGUUUAAAGAAACGUGGAAAGGCUUUUUUUUAUUCAAAAACAGUGGUACUGAUAUUUCUUAAUGACUCCUGUGGCCGAAAUCGAUAUUCUAAGAUAAAUGUGUUUGGAUAAUUUUCCGUGCAGGUACUGUUUGAUUUGUACAAGUGCUAUUGUUCUUAGGAGUAAACUAUGUCCUAGUUCAUCGUCAAAUUCUUUGUUGUUUCGUCAAAACUGAAGGACGUUUUCCAGUUUACAAUUCAUUGUUGUGGUUUCUAGAAAAUAUUCGUCGCCAAAUUCAUUUUUUAAUUCCUUUUCUGGUUCUUGACGUCAAGUAAUAGAGAUCUUUGCGGUGUUGCCAUUAAAUUACAUGGAAUGUUCCAAAGUGUGAAAUAUUUUUGGCUGAGGUGUCAAACUGUUGACAGUUUUCUAGAAUGUGAAUUUCCAGAUGUAAUUUGUAUUUAGCCAAGAAAUUGUUUGAAGUUACUGCACAGGAUGUACAAGAGCAACUGUUAUGAUUCCUUUUGGACUGAUAGGUUGCCUUGUUUCAUUUUCUAAAAGCAGCAUUGAAAAUGUUUGUGACUAAUUAGAUUAUCUUUUGACAGAUACAAGCCUCAGUUUAAAAUACAAAGGUUAGGAAACAAUUAAAAUGUAUUUAUCUUCCUUUUGCAAGUUUCAAUGAAUUUAAGGUCAUAGUCCUAAACCGAAGACCUUAAAUUUUGAUGGAUAAGGCAGGUUUAGACUCCAUUAUCUGCUCCAUUUUAAUAAGUGACAACAUUCUUUCUUUGCUGCGAACAUUUUUUCAGACCACGACGCAUAAGUAAAGUUAUAGGAAAUAAAGUGAACUAAACUUUUUAUCAGACUCAAAUUUUCCAUUUAUAAUAAUUUGACCUCAAUAAACAUGGCAAUUCCUCUGAUAUUUAAGUAUCGAGGUGCUUUUAAUCAUGCAAAUUUUUUAGUUAUAAUGAGAACUUCCCUGAAAUAUCCCCUUAUUGUGGAGGAUUCCCAAGAAAUUUCCUUAAACAUGUAGGAAAGAAACUCAACUUAGGUAAAAAAAAGUGUAUUUGGUUUCAGGUUUUUUUUUUUUUGCGAUUUAUGUUUAAUUACCUUGUAGUUGGUGUGUUUUUCCUUAUGAGCUAGAAUACCUUGCUUCUUUUUUAUAUAAAGUAAAGGGAUUCCAUGUUGCCACAAUUGAUGUCAUCUGUGUUCUACUGCAGAACAGAUGAAUUACUUGUUAAAGUGAUGUAAAUGCUACAAUCUAGUGUUUUCAGCUAAGGGGCAUAGGUGAAAGGUGAAUGCCAGUCACAAUUCUGUCCAGUGGCUUUGUCUAAAGAAUGACAAUGAAGAAGCUCUUGAAACAAAAUAUCUUUUUCAUGAUCAAAUUUUUUCACACAAAUAAAGUUUUUUUUUCUUUAAGGAAAAUUUUUUGAAUAAAUCAGCUGAUACUCUCUUUGAAGGUUUUUAUGCUUGGAUACAUUUUAACAUAUGAUGAGGAUUUAGAAAGGGCUUGAGUUGCCAUGUGAUAAUACUAACUUGUGCAUGAGAGAUAAAAUGUAGAAGGAACUGGUGUGAUUAUUUGGGAUGAUGAUAAGUUGCUUUUGUCAACAGUUCCACCGAUGAUUCCUUUGUUUGGCGUGGAAAUCAGGGGCCAGGAAGUAUUGGUGAUGAACAGGAUCUGUCAGAUAAUGAGAGUCAGCUAAGUGGAUCAGCUCUUGUUGAUUCAUGCUUGUGAGUUGGAGGAACCAAAAUUGAGUAUAUGUUCUCUGUUUAUUUGUACUUGUACAUGGUUGAAUUUGUAAUAAAAUAUUCAGUUUUUUCUUUCUAGCUUUUUACCUAGUGCUACAGAAUAGGGUUUAAACCCAAAAGUACCUGUCAAUUGUAUAGUGUAAUUUUGCGAGGAGGAUAGUCUUGGAAAGGACUGUAAGGUUUUACAAUCUGAACAGAGGUUAUCAUCAGAGUUGCAACACUGAUAUUAAAGUUAUCAUGUAUUCUGGACCUAAAUUGAAUGUAAUGUCAUUCAUGUAAUUUCAAUAUUGUUUUGGCACUUUUAUUAAUUGUAAAUUAUCGUCUAUAUAUAUUUUUUUUAAGUGGGUAUCCUUUUCUCUUGUUUGAAGAAUAUUGAAAAGGAUCUGCACUGUGAUAUUUGUGUCUUUAAACGAGUGUACCUUUGCUGUCAAUAAUUUGUACUCCUAAGAUCGAAACAUUUAAUUUUCCACACUAUACCUUUCUUAUAUUCUUAACUUUAAGAAUCUGGUGUAAAAUCAAAUGAUAUCCCCCAGUUGAUAUCUUUUAUUUGAUGGUGCUUUAGUGAUAUAACUCCAAAUUAACUCAAUCAAAUUGUUAGUGCAGAUUACAGCAAAGGUAGACAUGGAGUGGAACACAACUUGACACAUUUAAUGUAACAUAGCUGCAACCACAUCCCCUGUUUACUUGCGUGAGGUAGACUGACAUGCUCUAAAGUAGAUUUGUAAACUUGUUAGAGGGUAUGCUAUAUCAAUUCUGCCCCUCUGCUAAGGUUCCUUGCCUUUACCAUUGUCCUGUGAUAAUGUCCGCAUGGCUUAGUGCCACAUAUCCACUGUUGUCCUCCUGGGACAACUCUCUUGUUGGAGCUGUGCACUGGAUAAGCUCUUUCUUGGCUAGGCUUCACUUUAGCUGUGUUUCUCCAGCAUGACUCCAUCAUAUACCUCAAUAAGUGCACUACAACAACCAUUAUAUUGUCAACUGCAUCAUAGGAUUGACUUUUCCUGAGAGGAGUUCUCUUGUUUGUUUUGGGAGAGCUCUGCUUACCUUCCAGUAUUUUACCCUCACAGGAAUUGCAUAUGCUGUCUGCAUACUCCUCUACCUUAUUGUCUUUUUUGUGUUCCCUUCCUUCCCCCAUCAAAUAUAAUCAUUAUGGCUGUACACAAAUCUGGCAAUUGGAGCAGAAUUUCCUUCCAAGAAACAUUUCUGAUGGAACACAUGCCAUUGAGUAGACAAUGCACUGUAAUGUUGCAAUACUUGCUGAAUCAAUGGUGAUCACUCUUUGGCAAAGGAGUGAUAUCUGAGAGAACCUCUGUUUGUAACAAAUUCAUUAAUACCACAGGACUCUUCUCAGGUAGUUUAAAUGCUGGGGUUUCCCUUUCCUUCAUGCAUUUCAUUUAGCACUCCUUCAAUUUCAGGAAUUAGAAAUCUUUCACAAAUGAUUUCAAUCCAUCAUUUGCAUUUUGCACUACCACAACAAGGUUUGCCCAAGGUGUUAGAUUAUACUCACCUUCAAUGGCAUCUUUGUGUAACAGCUUGUAAAGUUCCUUAUGAAAUUUUUCCCUUAAAUUGAAAAGCAACCAUCCAUAGGCUAGUAAUUGGGUAAAAAGCUGAACAUUGAGGUCAACAAGCAACUGAAUUUACUGGUAUUUCGCUAUGAACUCAUCAUGGCUUGCACUGUUCACUGGAUUCUAUUGAACCUGGAACUCCAGGACUCUCAGCUUUACAGCCAGUUUUCUGCCAAGGAAUCUUCUCCAGUUCUUUGCCUUACAGUUAAUUCUGCUAAGAUUUUCUCUGCGGAAGUAAUAUUGGCUUCGAAUGUCCUGACAUUAUAAAAUGGACUUUCUGCUCCAUACAGCUUUUGCUGUUUCUUUUGUCCUUUCUGCAAUGUAUGGACAUUCACAAUGGAUCCGUAGACAAUAACAUUCUUCACUGGUAUCCCUCCAAGUUUAUUUGUGAUUUACACUCCUUUCACAGGUACUUUAGAGCCCCAGUUAAAUGUCUACCUUGUCCACAUCACCAGAAUUUAUCCUGCAGCUGGUAAAUUACUAUCCUUGCUCUGCCUCCCUGGCUUCUGCCCAAAUAUUUUCCUUAACAUUCCUUGUUACCUUCCCCCCUUCACUUUUUGAGGGCAUGUACCACGUCUAUCAUCUGUUAUUGAGGAUCAAUGUGGCUUUUGCAGGAUAAAUUGUUCCAUUAUACUGCACUUGUAACAGGUCACUGUAGAUCCCCAGUGACAUGUCUGCUUUGUCCAUGUCACAAGAUUUUGUCACUUGGCAAAAGGGGAAUUGAAAAAGGUGUCUAUUAGUGGAGAUUUGACAGUAUAGGGGAAGCCACAGUGCAUCAAAUGGGUUGAUUUGUUGUUUAAUUUGUGACCAUCUUUGUUGUUUUCUUGCCAUGAACAAUACACAUAGAAAUAACUUGCAACUAGAGCAGAAUUUAGUAGAAUAUUGACAGGAAGAUAUUGAUAGAUUUAACACCAAAUUCUCAAAGCUACAAUUAUACCUAAUCUAUUGACAACAGAGAGGAGAAUUGAUAUUGAGAUCUAGACGGUGAAAGGGAUAAAUUACUUCCUAUAUUGUUGACAAUAUUGUUAUAAAGAGUGUGUAAUUGUUUAUAAUAUCAUGAUAUCUUGAUGUAAACUGGAAGUAUUUCACUGUCUUUCUCAUUCUAAUAGAAGUAUUUCACCUUUGAAUUUAUGAAACUCUCAUGAAUGUGACAAAUUUGUAAGAUUUAAGUACAAUGUGCCUGAUAAUUCAUGUAUAAAUCCAAUACAACAGCUGAUACCACAGUGGAUAAUAAAUUAUAUAUUAGUUUUAUGUAAAUUGAGGGAAAGAAAAACUCAUCUCUUAAUUUCAUACAAUCCAGUACAAAAACAAUAGUUCUAAUAAUUCUGUAUGUAAAGCAAAGAUUCUGGCAGGUAAGCUAUUGUCAUUUAACAAGUUGUUAUUAUACAGUGUAUGUUCAUGUAACAUAAUUGACACAAUUCUACAGAUACAUUUUAAAAAUGCAUUUUACAUCUCCCAGUCCUUUGACAUUUAAUGCAUUGAAAUGACAUUUAUAUACAAGGACUACAAAAAUAUUGUUACAUGCUGAGAAUUGAAAGGCUGGUUUUUUUCCCUUCCCCGGCUUAUAAUUGUUUAAAAGAUUAAUUUUCAUGAAAAAAGUUUGGGUGCAAGGCCAAACUGUGUCUCUGUGAGAGGUAUAAGAUUUCUCCUUGGGUAUAAUUCAUUAAUUAUUAAGAUAUUGAUAAGCUAGUAGAAAAAAAACAGUUUGCAGAAUGUUUGAUCAGUUGCUGAAAUCCCUCGUUCUUCAACACAGUAAAGGUACAAAGCUUUUGAUAAUAUUUAGAGAAACCUCACCUCUAUAGUUGUAAGUUGUAACUCAAAGCUGUUCACAAUCAAAACAGUUUUCCCAAACCUUUUUCAUGGUUCAUAUACUGUUUCCUUGUGGUCCUAUGUCUGAUUUUUACAAUGUUAUUUUCUUAGCUAUCUGUAGAAGUUUUACUCUUUUGUUGAAAGAUGUCAUCUUGUUAAAAGCUUUUUGAUGUUCUCACAAGUAUGCUACCAUGCUGUAUAUAGAGUAUGUCACACAGUAGUUUUAAGGAACUUUUUUGUAAUGCGUUGGUACAAUUUGAUUUUUUUUUAUGUGAAAGUUCAAUUAGCAUCUUUUUGUAAAACUUAUCCAAGUAGUUAUCUCAUUUAAAUAUGCAACUAACUGAGAGAAUAAUUAUGAUUUAACUACGAAAUUUAUACUAAUUACCAACCAUAGUUUUCUCAGCAUUGUUAAUGUCUGCAAAGUAUUUUAUCACCUAAAAAUUAUCUUAAAAUGAUACUUUAUGUGUAGGAGAUUUUUGCAAGGUCUUGUUAGUAAUAAUUAUCUGUAUUGGACAUGUAAAUGCACGCAUGGAUUGAUAUAUUGCCCUGAGCAGUAGCUAGCUAGAACAUAAAAUUAGUUUGAGGGCAAAUUAGGCUGAAUUAUUUCAUUUGGGCUUUCUUUGUUACAGACUAAUUGGAACAUUGUCUGAAAUAAGAACAAAGGGGACUUUGACUAAUCCUUAACAAAGGUUAAUCAUUAAGAAAACAGAUCAAAGAUGUGGUACUGUAUGUCAAAAAAAACCCAAAAAAACAAGAUCACAUGCUCAUUGUUUUUUGUAUGCAUGAAAAAUUUUAAAUCAUCAAUUUAAAUGUGAAAUUGUGCCUUGCAUUUACCUUAUACUUUGCAUGCGUUAACAACACAUGAUAUUUAUACCGGAUCACAUCAGAAUGAGGUAAAUGAAGCAAAAAGGUAUAGAAAACUACAGGACAUGCUAAUGGAAUGAAUUAGCAAUUAGGAUUGUUUAUUUUACCUGUUAAAUUCAUUAGUGGGAAAAUAUGAGACCAUUUACGAUGGCAGUUGUUUCUUUAGCUUGUAACUUUAUUCCUUACAGAAUAUGCAACUAUUUUUUAGCAUCUUGAGGUGAAAUUAAACAAAAUCACAGCAAUGUGUCCAAGCUAUUUGUAACAAGUGCAGUUAACACACAAGCACCUUGGCCUUUUGAUUAUUUAAAAGUUAGCUUUCUGUUUUCCAUCAUGGCUUUUUUUUUUGAUAAUUCAAAUCCCUGAAAGGUCUGAGCAACCUUAUUGUAUUUUUUGUUGGGGUUCAUGUAGUCACUAGGAUUUGUUUUUCUUAUCUUAUACUUUAUAGUUGUGUGAGAAAAAUUCAGUUCUGUAAUAGAGGUCAUUUAUGACUUGUAAGAUGGGCUAUGAAUUUGCUUACCUGCACAAUCCCAGGUUAUACAGCCUGGAGCUGGAAGUCAUCAUUAAUUUAUGAAUAAACUUACAUCAAGUAGCUGCCAUCAAUCUUCUCCAAAAUAUAUUCCUUUGUCACGAUUUCAUUCCUAGUAAUUUCCACCAGUACAUGGAUGUACAGUGUAUAGGUCUGAGUGAACACUCUGUUGACACUCUGGUUUUACCUUGAACAAAUUAUCACCAUGUUUUCCAGCAAAAAUGCUAAUCAUCCACAUGGCAUUGUAAAUUUUUUAUAAUCUUUUUGUCUGGAAUUCUAUGGAAAAAGGGAAAAGUCCAUGGUAACUAGUUUUAUGUGGCCUAAUUGAGGUUUUGUGGUUUAUUCAACAAGAGUGCCAUGAUUAACAUCACAGUAAAAAAAAGAGAGUGUGUUUAAUUCACAAGAUUAAUAUUUGUAAAAAAAAUUUAACACAGAGUUAAAGGACAUUUUGGCUUAGCACAUGAAUUGAACAGCUUCCAAACUUUCGGUGAAAUGUUUAUUUUAAAUUCAUUUGUUUUUUUCCCUCUUAACUUUGUUCUAUCCUGUCAUGGUUUACCACUACUUUUAACUUUUGUGAUGUAAAACAAAGUUUAUUCUACAAAAAAUUGAGAUCUGUUAAUUUUCAAGUAAUGUCAAAUGGCAUUUGAUAUUUUAAGGUUUGUAGAAUGCCUUAUAGAAAGUAUAUAAUGCAAUUAUAGGCUUUGAACAUUUUUUUGUUGAUGUUUUAGUUUAGUUACAUUUCAUCAAGGGUGUUAAAUAGAAUGAAGCAUCCCCUAUUUUCAAAUACGUUUAUCAGCUAUUAUUUUGAAUAAAAUGUCAUGAAUCUGUUGUAUUUCUGAGUUUGUUGGAAAUUUUGUUUAGUAUUAUGCUGUAAUUGUGUAUGAAGUUUAAAAAUGUGUUAUCUUUUAAAGUAUAAAGUACUUUUUUAGAUACAUUUGGUUUGAUUUGGCUUUUUCUAUUUGCAGGAAAGUUCUCCAGGAAAGAGGUCUUUCUGACUCAAGGUACGACAGUUUGUCUGUGUAAUAAAAAAAUUUUGAUGUACAUUUACUGAGUAAUAUAUAGAUUUAGCCAAGCCUUAAAGGGGAGCUUGCAUUUUAUUUACAUCUUAAGGGCACAACACCUUGCCCUGGCCAGGACUAGAAGCCGGGUCGUCUGACUCAGAGCCCAGUGCACUGACCACUGGACUACUGGAAAAAGCUGUGGCAUUGGCGUGCUUGUGGUACAGUUAAACAUGCACGUUAAAAGUAGCACCUUGUGCAGUCGUAUGGUCGUACAUCCAAAUUUUUUCAGCUUGAUGGGUUACUACUAUUUUGUAUAAUUAUGGGGCUAUGCUCUGCAAGCUCUGCUAGUACUUAAAGGAAACAUUUAUUUCAUAGCCAGGGAUUUAUUAUAGAACAUGAUUUUAAUUGUAAAGCCUUGAUAGGGAAGUUGAUGGGUGAAAAAUUAUUGCUGCUAACCAGAAAGGUUAGACAGUGUUAUGUACGUUUUGUUAUGGAGUUGCAUGACUUCCAUGUGGCAAGUCACAUGUAUUUGAUAGAUUUUCCUUUCACAUUAUUUGUGUCUUUUCCUGCCCUUAAACUUAAACCCUUAAUUGUUAAUGGGUGAAAAAUAUUGAAUGUUUGUCUGUAAAGUAGGUAUUUUUGUGUUGAUGAGAAAUUGUGUAAUUCACUUUAAAAUGAAGUGGUAAAAACCAUAUGGACUAAAUUUUCCAUUGGUGAAACGUUUUCAUCAAAAGUGAGACCAAACUAAGAUAUUUAAUAUGGGACAAGCCUUUGUCUAAUUUACUUCCAAUGAGUGAAGUCAGUUCACAGUGUUUAAUGGAAUUCUCCUCAGGUUUCGUAGAUUUUCUUCUCAGUGGGUGACAAUAUUUUGGCAAUUUGUUUUUUUGACAUUCCAACAAAAGCACAGUAUCAUUGUUGUAGAUGUGAAAUACAAGCAAAUGAACUGACACUUCUGAUUAGUAGUUUAUAAAAAGGUGAACAUAAUUCUGUGUUCUUUUACAUGCUGCUUACCCCAGCUGAUUUUGUAGGAUUGCCAUCACAUAGAAGAUAAAUAAAUGAUUUGUAGUAUCAUGUGGUGUUGUAAACCCUAUGCUAAUCAGUGACUGGUGUUAGUACAAUCAGUUUUUAAUAAUUAAAAAUGUAGACCUCUUUUCAAUGCUUAUUUUGGCACAGGGAUGACCAAAACCCUCUCUAUGACAAAAGCAUGGAUCAUGGAAACUCUGCCACAGUAUCAGGACCACAUUCUAAUGCUCUCAUGAACAAGGACUGGGAAAAAGAUCUCAUGGAGGCUGGUAAUUACUUAUAUUUAUAAUUUUGCAAUUGGAAAAAAAUAUACCUUAACCCUUUAACUCCCAUGAGUGAUCAAGAUAGAAUUUCUCCUUACAAUAUCAAACAGACAAGUGAUGAGAGUAAAGACAAAUAUCAGUCAGGGGAUAAUAAGUUGAUCCAGUACAAAAUUCUCAGAACUAACAUUAUAAGAAUUAUAUGGCAGGAAGUAAAGAGCAUUACUUAUGAGUUCUUGGGAGUUGAAGGGUUGAGGGUGUAAAUGUAUUGUGUGUGAUAUUUCAGUAAUUCCUUAUUUCAAUCAUAAAUUUUCAUGAGGUCUCAUUUAUUUUAUUAGUCAACAAUAAGACAGUGAGCUUGAGAUUUCUACUUCAUGAUAACUGAUAAGGGCAAAGUGUAGCUUACUAGAUUGCACCAUUUAUGAUAGAACAUGAGCAGAUUUCUACUAAUUUACAGUAUACAAAAACAUCAAUGACAUCUCUUAAAAGCACUAAUAUGUCUUCUGCUUUUUCAGACCUUACCCCAGGACAAACAGUGAAAAAGGUUGUCACCAGGACAGAAAUGCGUACGGUACGAACACUGGAUGGAAAAGUAGUUGAAGAUACAUAUGAUCCAGGCAGCACACAAACCACUGUAGAGCGAUACACAUUUGACAACAGAGCUGUCAAUGGAAACGCGCCUAGAACAAUAACAAAACAGUAUGUGCCUGGGGAUGAGUACCGAUCAGGCAGGCGGGGCCCUGGAUCUCACUCUUCUGUGGAGGACUAUCGGACACCCUAUAGUCCAGGAAGCCAGAGUGGCUAUGCUUCAGGGGAAGGAAGAGGGACACCUACGCCUAGUAACCCAGGAAGUGUGUCGGAUGGUUACCAGACACCAACAGGUAAGAAAUUGUAAGACAAUUAAGACUAAUCUUGAUGCAAAUGUGUCAUAUUUAAUGUGAUUGUCACUUGAAACACACACUAGGUGUUACGUACUACAGUGUGCUGCAGUGUGAGACAGACAAUCACCCGCAAAACCUGACUGCCCAGUUCUUAAGUGAAAUGAUGUUUUCAUUAGGGUGCAGUUGUUUGAAGGGCAGAUAACUGUGGUGGCUGUCCAAUGAAUAACUUAUUAUUUGUGUACAAGUGUUAACAAAACAUACUGCGCUAUUCACUGGGGAGAGAUUAUCCAGUGGAUAGUGUUAUCCACUCUUUGAUUAACCAAGCCAAGGAGUUUAACAGAUCGUAAUAGCUUCUUCCAUCUGUUGUGUAAUGUAACAGCUGCUUUUUUAUGAUGCUGUAAUUAGGGGGGACUAAGAGCAUUCUUUCAGACAUUGCUUUGAUUAGAAAAUCAGUCAGUUGUUAUCUGGGAGGGGGUAGCCUGGGUGAGGUGUCUCUCUGAGACCAGCUACCAAGCCCACAAAAAAUUAUUGUUGAGAAUUCGAAGUUCCCUUUAUCUAACUUUCAAAAAACACUCAAUAACCAAACUUAUUAAGCCGAACAAUAAGAUGGCCAACCAUAUUUAAUAGUCAGUUGCUUAAGUGCAAUUUGUUCAGCUCGUAAAUCAUUAAUCUUUUUGAGUUCCAUAUUCUCAUAGUACAUACAUGUGCAGUGUUGUCAGUGAAACCAAAUAGUAGUAAAAUCUUGUUUUCCUCAAGGUUCACGACAUUCAUCUCAGUCCAGUUCAGUGGGACCUAAAGCUUAUGGCAUGACAAGUCAAUCAUUACCUCGCAGCACAUCUUCAACCCCCCGAGGGACUCCAUCCUCAUCAACAACCAUGCCACGAUCAUCAAGUGCCUCAGGAAGACAAAGCAGUAUGUAUAUGAAAUCACUUUUAUUAGUGUAUUUAACUCUUUAAACCCUGAGAAUGAUUAGCAUCUAACUUCAGAAAUACUGCUGAAUAAUUCAGUAAGAUCAUGAGAAUAUGGAUUUCCAACAUUUGAAGCUUUGAUUGUUAAACAAAUUCUCUUUGUGAAUACCAAGGGUAAUUUAUAAAGUAGAGUACGGAGAAAGUGGAUACUGAUGUUAGGGACUUUAACCCUUUACACCCUUACAUCAGUAUGCAUAUUCUCCAUACUGUUCUUUAUACAUUUCCUAAGGUACUGACAAGGAGAAAUUGUUUACUGAUCAAAAGCUUCUUUCAUUGCUGAUAAUUUCCUUUAUUCUCAUGACCUUAAUGUGUGAUUCAGGGUGAUAUUUUAGGGAGAAAUUAGAUGCUAGUCAGGAUAAGGGAUAAGGGAUAAGGUAUCUCCCAAGUGUACUGUGUGAUUCUACUCUUGAAUUGUUCUAUCAAAAUGUCUUCUUAUUGUUUCCAUUUGGAAAAGGAGAAUAUUGUACAAAGAUGGAUUUUUAUAGAUAUAAUUGAAGCAUUUUAAGUUAAUUUUUUCCUAAGAAAGUAUAUGUAUAUGUUUUUCAAACUUGCAGAAAAUGUUCUGAAGUUAAAUUUCAAAGUCCAUUACUCAUAGGUGUACUGAUUGUUGACAAGCUCACAUAAAUGUAGCCCAAUGUGGGUCUGAAAUAGGCACACAGUAUUUUUUCUUUUGUGUGCCAAGAUUCAGUUCUACAGCAUUACUGAAUUCUGUAGCAAAAUAAUUGUGCAGCGGAAAUGAACACUAUUCAAGACUUUUUUGCCGCUGACAAGAUGCUAAUAUAUUCAUAAUUCUAAGAGAGCAAAAUAAUUAAUUCAUCUUUCACUGUGUCUGUCAUGUGUUUCAAAACAACUAUCCAUUUCUCUCUCCUCAGAUAGGGUUUUUAAUUAAGUUAAAAGGCAAUUGGGAACAUUAGCAUAAAAACCUAAGGCUUCUUGUAGAUAGUGUGUUAGAUAAGAUGAUGAAUUAAGUGCCUGAGAGGUUGGAUAUCAUUGACCUCUAUUGCCUCUAUUGUGUUUUUUUAGAGCAGGUGUGUUUUUUGAAUUAAAGGUGUUUAUUUUUUGAUAUUGCCUGUGGCUUUUUUUGAAUAAUUGAUUGCAGUAGAAAUUUGUGUUGGAAUUUGAAUUUAAACUAAGAUGGAUUUGUGGAAUGCCCAGUCUCUCUUUAUGAGGUUUUUUCCUUUGAUUUCGCCUGAUGAUAAACCAAAAGGUAUUUCUGUAUCAAUUCCUUUGUUUUUAAAAAGGUGAAGUCAAGACUGAUGUGAGUUAGGUUUUUACUUAACAGUGAAAAUUGUCACCAAUGUGUGACAGUAAUUUUGAGCAUGCUGAUUGAUUUGUAUCAUUGUUUUUUUCUGUGAUGUAGCUUCUCUUUUGAAAAAUUCACAAUUUUGAGAAUGUUUUUCACUCUGUGAAGUAGUUUACAUUCAGUUAUGAACUAGAUGUGGUUUUACACUCUCAUGUUUGGUUUGGUUUUCUGUGUCACAGUAUACUUUUGCGAAAAUUAAUUCAUGGAAUUCACCGCUGUCUUCAAACUUAUUUCUGAAUUUAAUUUUCUUUUCCUUUUAUGUAUGUGUGAUUUUUGUUUUCUCAGCAUGCAUUUGGAAUAUUCUAAACUAGCAUGAAACAGAAUAUUUCUUCUAUAGGAAGAAACUGUUUUUUUGAUAGUAUUUUAUAUUAAUAGUAACUGCAUGAAGUUAUUUUUGGCACUGUUUAAAUUUGCUGUGUUUUUUAGUUACAGUAUAUGCUUGAAAAUGUGCCAUAAGCGUUAAUGGAUUUUUUUGCUAAUUGGAUUAUAGGGGUAGGUUAGCAGGUGCAAAAUGAAGUUCUUUGUUUAGAGCAAUGUGUAUUUAAACUUCAGCUAUUUAUCUUUCUGUUGAUGCAUACAGGGUUGAUGAAUUAGAAAGAGUCAAUUGUCAAGAUUACCAUAAAGGAUCAGCAAAUAUUCCAAUACACAGUUAUUAGGGCUAGUAUAGAGUGUCGAGUUCUUGAAGUAGCUAAUGGAAAUUUGCAAAUACAUUUUCAAGUUCUUGAAAGAGGAUGGAGUCUUAAGAUGACAGAAGAAAUUGAAAAAAAUAAUAAUUCUUUUGAUUUGAUGCUGCAAAGAAGUUCUUAAUUGAUGGUUGAGGUCUUAAUGAGGUAGCUGAAUUUACCAACUAACCUAUCUGCAUCCAGAAGCGACAGAAGGGCAUUUAUCUUUUCAGUAUCAACAUAAUUUUCAAGCAGAAAGCUGAUGAGAAGAAAGAUGAAUAUCAACCAAAGAGCCCCCUUCAACUUUGAGACAAAUUUGUUAUUUUUCUUGGGCCAUGCCAUUUUACCAGUAACUUUGAGUCUAAAUCAUGGAAAGAAAUGAUUUGUAAAAUAUGUUUUAUUUUUGCUACAAAAAAUGUGUACAGACCUGGGGUCAAUAAAAUACAGAUUGAAUGAAGUUCUCUCCUUGCAAAUUACUUGAGCUGGUCUGCCUGCAGCUAUAAAUGAAGUUAUAGUAAGGUUCACAAAGAAUUGCAGCCACUUCCAUUCACUCUCAAGGUAAUCAAUAAAUGUGUAUCAAUACACAUGGAAUUACAAACUGGUAUUCAGCCGUCUACGUCUGCUUAUAAAUCCAUAUAAGUCAUCUUGCUGCCAUUUAUUAACUUUCAAUUACAAGUUUUAAUUAGCCUCUUCUAUAGUCACAAACACUCUUUGGCAGAAGUAUGUGUAACAGGCUAUUGCAACCUCUUGAUCACUAACAAUUGAUGCUUGUUCACCAAUUAAAAAUUCCUUUGCUUUUUGUUAGCCACUUAUAACCUUAGUAUCAAAGUGGGUGAUGUCAAGGGAUCAGGGACAGAUGGCAAUGUUUACAUCCAGUUGUUUGGUGAGCGUGGGAAUACAGCGAAGAUCCAGCUGCGACAGGCAGGAGAUACAAGAAACAAGUUUGAGAAAGGAAGGACAUACAAGUUUACAGUGGAUACUGUUGAUAUUGGAAAGGUAAUGAGUCUCCCAUGUUUCCUCAGGGUUUGGGUGCUAGAGGUGAGGAUGUGAGAUCUUGCCAGAUGAUUGUGCUAAGGCUGGAAACUUAACUCUAAUAGUGUCUCUCUCUUCACACAUUAGUUUAAAUGAUUAGUGGAAAACUGUCAGGGAAGCCUGAUAAAACACUGGGAGGCAACCUCAGCAUGACAAAGUAGUCACCAAAAAUUUGUUCUAGCCAGCGCAGUGAGCAAAAAAGUUGCUGGUAGGAAAGCUGACACUAUGUUUCUGAUUAAACUGGCAGGUUGACAGAAUUAAGCUAAGCCAUGAUCACACUGGAUAUGGGUCAGGAUUCUUUGUGGAGGAGGUUGAAGUAGAGGUUCCUGCCCGACAGGAUAGAGUGAAGUUUCCUUGUCGCUGCUGGUUGGCUCAGGAUGUUGAUGAUGGGAAAAUUGAGAGGGAGAUGUUUGCAGUUACUCCUCUGCCUAGUAAGUGAGACAAUUGAAACGUUUUCGCCUGACUUUUGUUGGUUUUGCACGGCUCUUAUGCAAAAAAAUUUCAAGUUUAAUGGCAUUUUAAGAUUUAUUUUGUCCCCACAUGGGCAUUUGUAGUUGUAAGUGUAAUUUUUUGAGACAGGCAGUUAAUCUGACUCAUUAUUUUUGACAGAAAAGAAUUGCAGGAAGAGGCGCAGUGCCCACACUUCCUCCCCCAUCCCCCCCACCCCUUGCUCUACUAAAAUGUCUCAACCAAGCUAAAAUUCAUUGUUUGAAGCUAAAACUACCUUUAGAAAUAUUAGUUCAGGCCUUUUUUAUGGUAUAUUUAUUUCCUUUGUAGACAGUUUUCUUAACCCUUUAACUCCUAAGAUCUGAUUGUAAAUUCUCCUCUCUGGCUACCACACAUUUCCUUGUACAUUAGCUAUGAGAAUUUGGUGUUCCAUCAAGACUACAAAUUCAACCUGAUAAGUGUAUGGAUGUUGUAGGGAGAAGUUACUUUGUUAUCACUUGUGGAAGUUUUUAAGGUUGCCAUACAUGUAUUUCAUGAUGUUAUUCAAUGUGUGCUCAUAUUUUGGGUAACUGAAUUUUUAGACACGUCGUAUACAAUGUCAGUCAAACUUGGUGACGUUCUUAGCCCUGACACCAACCUUUAUGUCCAAUUGUUUGGCGAGAAGGGAGAAACAAGCAAGAUAAUGCUGCGGCCUGUUGGUUCAUCUCUCAACAAAUUCGAAAAAGGCAGAAUGUAUAAGUUUACUGUGGAGACCGUAAAUAUUGGAAAGGUGGGUUGUUUUAGUGACGUGUUGGGGAUGUCAGUCAUAAAGGCUAGUCUGCCGAUUGUGUAAACUGUGUCAUUGAAUUCAGGGUUCCAGAUAAACCUGGAAAAAUCCUGGGGAAAUUAAGAUUUUUCCUCAAGGGCCUUGGGAACGUAAGAAAUUAUCUCUUCUCGCUAUAAUCUUCACAAACUGCUAAAAUUUCUAAAAAAUAAUUCUCAUAUUGACAUUUAUGAAAUAACUGCUAUACUUCGAGCGCCCUGAUUCGUAAAAAAACCUGGGAGCCUAACCCUUCCACUCCUUAAAUUUUAUUGUCAAUUCUCCCCUCUUGAAGCCACGCAUUUUCUUGUAAAUGAGUUACGAGAAUUUGGUGUUAGAUCAGGAUAAAAAUUUCCACCUGAUGAGUUUAAGUGUUCUCAUUACAUGUUUACUGGAAAAUCUAUGAACAUCAUAAGGAGUAGUUGCAUUGAAUCACUUUUGGGAGUUACAUAUAAUUCUAUCAUCUUUCAGAUCGAGAAGCUGCGUAUUGGUCAUGACAGCAAAGGAGAAGGGAAGGGUAUAUUUGUGGAGGAGGUGGAAGUAGCGCCUGCAGAAGCUGACCGGGCCCUCUUCCCUUGUUACUGCUGGCUGUCAGAGGGGAAAGGAGACAGGAAGUUAGAAAAAGAUAUACUUCCGGGUCAGCCCAGACCUCCACGGCCGAGUAAGUUGUGCUAAGACAAACAUCCUUUUAUGAGCAGAGGAGCAAUCCUUGAGAGGUUGUCAGCACGAUCAGAAGAUGCAGUAACUGUUGUUCAUGUGGGAAAAAUGUCCUCUGAUUAAACUCUUGUGAAUGGGCAUUUCUUGUGGGCAAUUUCCAUGUCGCAGUUCAAGGGAUCGUUUUGCGAACGUUCUGGUAAAUCUAGGAGCAGGAUGUUAUAACAUAAAAUCCACAUCUAUUCACAUCAGCAAAAUACGUUUUGUUAAACUGGUUUCUGCUGAAUAAAAAUCAUAAACAGAGAACUGAAAAACUUAAUUUUCCAUAGGAUUCAAGUACUUGCUAACUUGCAUUUUCAAUGUGCUACAUUUUAAGUCCAAAGAUAUAAGCCCAAGUUGUUUCUACGUAAAAAAAAAAAAUAAACUGUGUUUGACAAAACAACUUUAAUACAUGUUUAAGCUUUGGUGUGAAUGGGAUAUAAGAAAUCGAGAUGAAGGCCGUAGCUUAUGCAUCAGUUCCCUCAAUCUGUGAUGAUCUUUCUAUAGAUACGUCGUAUCACUUAGCAGUAAAAACAGGGGAGAUGGCGAUGGCUGGUACGGACGCCAACGUGUAUUUCCAACUAAUCGGUGAUGAAGGGGAAACAGAGAAGAUUCAGCUGCGCCAAGGAGGAAAAGCAGAAAAACGAUUUGAGAAAGGACGAGUAGACAAGUUCAUAGUGGAGACUGUGGAUGUGGGAAAGGUGCAGUUCAUAUUUAGUCCUUCAUGCUUUAACUCCUUUAAGCGAUCAAUAAGUGAUUUCUCCUUAUAGUCUCAAUACACUUUCAAGCAGACAGGUUAGGAGAAGACAGGCAAUUUUAAAGCACGGGUUUAUUGGGUGAUUGAACAUCCAAUUUCUUUGAAUUGGAAUAAAAAGAAAUGUAUACAAGAGUCGAGAAUAUUGUUAAGAUUUUCGGAGUAAAAGGAUAAACCUCUUCUCAUAUUUGUUGGCUUGUUCUGAGAAUGUGAUGUUGUAUCCAAAACAUAUCCAAUCGUAUAAUAAUAAUAAUAAUAAUAAUAAUAAUAAUAACUUUAUUUAAGUGUCAGUGUAUUUUGUUGGUAAAUAAGGAAACAAAUAUCGUUUAAAAACCCCAACUGGUAGGAGGCAGACCAGUUGGCUAUUUAAAAAGCGUGCAGGAGUUGAAUUCGGGGCCACCGAAGACAAAUCCAUCCAGUGGCAGGGAAGAGGACUUGAACCCGGGACCUCCGGCCUACAAGUGCAGCGCCCUAACCACUAGGCCACGCUCGCCUCCUUUUAAAUCGUGGAUGGUUUUUCUUAAUUCUCCCCAACGUUGUUUAUUUCCCUUGCUGUUUAUGCCAUUUUAAUCUGAAUCUGGGAAGGCCAAUUGAAGAAGAUCUUUAAAACAAGCAAAAAUCAGCUCAUAAACGUCACAGAAGACAUUAGCAAAUAGAGACCCCUUAUUUUAUGAGGAGCUGAAAGGAAAUAGCGCGUCCAGUACUGAUGUAUUUUAUGUUGUUUGUGUUUAUAACAGGUUCAAAAGCUGCGUAUAGGACAUGACAACAAUGGCACUGCUCCUGGCUGGUUUCUGGAAGAGGUUGCCGUGGAUGUCCCAGCCCAUACUGAGCAUUUCAUCUUCCCAUGUCAUCGAUGGCUCGCUAAGAACGAAGAUGAUGGCAAAAUAGAGAGAGAUUUAGUUCCAGGUCGUGUAACAUUUCCAUCGGUCUCAGUUUUGUAGUUGUUUCACCGUAGGUACAUUGCGUGCCUCCCUUUUCAGAGUUCACUAGACGCUGGCUUAUUUUCUUUGCCGUUUUCUUUGACUCACGCGCGGAUUAGCGAGUGAGGGAGUGGUCUUUAACAAUAUUAACAAAACUACGCUUUACGGAAGGCGUGAUUUUAUUGCAUGGAAUUUUUUUUUAAUUCUAAAAUGUAACUCAUCAGCCAGCGAUCAAAAUAUUGGGAAUAUCAUGUAAAUUUGUCGCCAACCUUUCUUCACGGGCAUGCAAGAACCAUUAAAAUUCCCAUCCUUCUUCACAUCCAGCAAGUGACUUCAUAGCUCAGAUGGUUUUCUCGUUCGACCGUUAUUUGAAAGACAUGGGUUCGAGUUUACUUGUGAGGAUCCAUGCGUCACGCAUGUUAGAUUUGACUGACAAACAACACCUUACUUUAUUACUUUACUACUUUAUAUUGCGCAAACGCAUCACAUAUUUAGGUUCCUCACCUAGCAUUAUAUAGGAAGUUUGUCACCAUGGACGUAGUUAAACAGCCAAGCCUGCCACGAGUCUCCUAUAGCUCAGUGAUAAAGCAUCCGAAGGAUUAAUUAGAAGGUCGUAGGUUCGGCCAUAUAGGGGGCACUGGGAAUCUUUUUUUUCCGAUUGUACUUGUGUCAUGCACUGAAUAACUUAGUCUUAUAACGCUUUACUCGACUAUAAAGAUGACUUCCUCUUGGGUUGUCGAAAUGUCAGUCAUUACUGACAAGAAUAUUCCUUCUCAGAACCACCGUCACUCGGCCGAUCAGACGUCUUGAUCAAAUGUUCAAUUCUCUUACCUCUGUAGGAGUUUCUAUUCCAUCUGGCACAGCCUCGCCCAGCAAGACAACCAUCACUACAACCAUUGAAAGAACCACAACAAGUGAGAAUUACAAACUACCUCCCCCUGUGGCCAAGAAACCGCUCAUGGACGACCCACGGUACGGUUCACCUACAAAGAAGGUUAUCACGGAUGAACUCAGAUACACUACAGUACCACCCCCACAGAAAACAGUCAUGGAGGAGGUGCGUUACUCCACCACCCCCACAAAAAGGACAGUGAUUGAAGAGGAGUACAGGUGAGAGAAAGACUCUAGCGUAACCAGCCCAUUCUUAAUUUUUGGAUUCGAAGGUCAGUGCAGUGUUUCACUGAAUGUUGGAAGUAAACUGAGAUUGCGUUGGGUUUGCUCUAUACCUCGCUCAGUGAUUGUGCUAGAAAUUCUCGCCAUCAAAUGGCGACUUAAUCGUUCGCUUUUGUACGCGCUUGUGUUAUUAUUCAUUCUGGGUAAUAUUUACCUUGUUUCAUUUUGGCCUUUGGUCUGAUUUUACCCCUCUGGAUAGAAAUGCGCCUUAGUUGGUAGAACCAGUGCAAAUGCUGUCGAAGGCUUGUCUUUUUCGGGCCUUUUUCAAUGUACUGAAUUAAAACAGUGUCUACUAUGUACUCUUUGUCGCUGAUUUUUUGUUUGUCAUUUUUAUUUCAGGUACACUACUCCUAGAAAGGAUACGGCCCCUCUACCUCCCCAGAGAAAAAUUAUCGAAGAAAGAAUGGUUACCAGAGAGAUGACAACACCGCCCGUGCAAGGAGCCCCACCCACCGGGCCGCGGGAACAAAAACAGCGCAUUACACAUGAGGAGCUGACUGUAGAAGAGAUGCGUAAACAGGGGGGAGCCCCUGUGCCUUACUCCGCCCCUCCCCCCAUGAAUGAAUAUCGUUACGAGGAAGAAAUGUUGCCUCCUCCAGAUGAGUAUCAUUUUGAAGAAAAGAGAACAGAGAUGGUGUCUGUCCCACCGGACUCAAUGGAUAGCAGGAAAAGUGAGUAAAUGAUAAUCAAAACGUACUGAGUGUGGCUUCUUUGGUUCACGGAGUAGGAUUUUCCUCUGCCAUAUGAUCUUAAACACGGAGGCGCGCUCCGCCCCUUGGUUUUAGCUUAAAUGCAAAUUAGGCCGCGGUAAUAUUACGCGAUGGCGUAGCGAAUCAUUUCGAAUUUCAAAUUUACCGCCAUUAGUGAAGACGGUUUCUAUUGGCAAAAGAAGAUACAAAUCUCAACAAAUUCUUCCAUUGUGAUGGAAAGGAAGAAACUUAUGAGAGCUUUUGAGAAAUCCGCCUGCUCUUCACUUGCUUAGGAUCGGCUGCAGCUCAAGCUGUUUUGGAGUUCUGUAUGCCACAACGUUAUUGACAAAUCAUCCAGAGGUGCCCGUGGCACCUUUGCUUUUUUAGGGCGCCUUCGUGUUCUAGUGUUGUAAAAAGUGGCGACAGCAGAGAGAUAGAGAGCCACAGUUAAGCGAACGGCAAACGACAAGAAUUGGAUUUUAUCCUCUACUUUUCGGCCGUUUGUGCAGUAACGUUGCGUUGUUUUGAGUUGAAAACACUUUUUUGGAUCUCUUCAGUGGAAAGUAGAAAAAUGGGUGAAAGCGCAGUUGAUCGGUGAUUAUAUUUUAAAGUCUUCAAAUUUUUGGACAAUGUGUGUCAACGGACAAAACUUAAGUUUUGGAUCUAAUUGGUUCUUAGAUCGCGCCUUUUUCUCAAAUUACAGGCAACCUAAGCCAAGCGCGGGAACACGCACGUGGGCCAGUCAUGAUAAGUUUAGAGUUUGCGUUUGAUUGGCUGAGUAGGGGGCUUGAAGUAUUCGACCGACCACAACGCGCAAGAAGUAUUUGCAAGAAUUGCGGGUUCUUUUUGGCUGAAAAGUACCCAAACCAUAAAGUUUUGUUGUGUUUUGUUGCAGUCGUCGCGUACCAGCUUUGUCUUAAAAUGGGUGAGGUUCUUGGAGAUGGAACAGAAGGAAAUGUAUUUAUCCAACUGUUUGGCGACAAAGGCAUGACAGAACAGAUACAGCUGCGCCAAGCUGGGAACUCCAAAAUACGCUUUGAGAAGGGAAGAACCUACAAAUUCACCGUCGAGACAAUCGACAUUGGAAAAGUAAGAUUUGUUCGGAAUGUUUUCUCUUAAAUUUUUCCAUGACAUUCCUCUGUCAGUUGUGUGCAAUGUGCUGAAUUGCAACACCUAUCUGUCUGCUUUUUGUACCUUAGUCCUUCUCCUAGUGUUUUGCACAUUGCUGUCACAGAGUCUCACUCCCAAAAGGGGAAGAGAGGGGUCCUUUUAAUACAAGAGUCAAGUGGUAGCGGGCAUUCAUGGCUCUCAGUACUGUCUGCCAUACAUUUUUUAUUGUGUUAGUUCUGAGAGUUGGGUGUUAGGUGUGUUUUUUUAAUCCCUUCUUUGAUUUUUUUCUUUAUUCUCGUCUCCUGUGUGUUUGUCAUUGUAUUGAAAUUGUAAGGAAAAAUUACCUCUUAUUUCAUAUUUCCCUCUUCUGCCGCUGGAUAGAUUUAUUUGCUGUUAAUCCUGAGAUGAAUCUCCUUGGAUGCGCCUUGUGAAUACCUAACUUGGAAAUUUUUUUUAUCUUGCCGUUGUCUUAACGUGCAUUCUCUCUCUGUUGUAGAUUGAAAAAAUCAGCGUGAGCCACGACAGCCAAAUGCCCACUGCUGGUUGGUACUUGGAAGAGGUUACAGUUGAUGUGCCAUCACGUGGGGACCACACCGUGUUCCCUUCGCACUGUUGGUUAGCUCCAAGUCAAGGAGAUGGAAAAAUUGUCAGAGAUUUUGCAUCGAGGCCUUGUAAGUAUGACUAAUUUGAUUAUGAAAUGUUCUAAACAUUUGUCAGCAACAUGGGACAUAGGUAAAAGCUGAGUCAAAAGUAAGGAAUCAGACGUCAGAGCUUCGGAUUUCGCGGUUUGAUUCUUUUCCAACUGAGUGAAAGAGAACUUUCUGGCGAGCCAAACCAUCCAUUAUGUUCCUAUAUGACAAGCAUCUUACGCAAUUCUAGGAUCAGUUACUUCAAAUGCGUCCUAUACAGAGAUACACUGUAGAGUGAGUUAGAGUUAGGAAGAUAGUAAAUUUCAGCUUGUCGGCCAAUAAAAAACCUUCCUCUCUUCAUGACUAAGAAAAAAAAAUUGUAAUUUUUCUGAACUCAGGCAAGUCUUGUGCGGUUGUCGUGUUUACGGGCGUAGCAUUUUAUUCUCUGAGUGUCUACGUCUACCAACGAGUAGCAAAAGAACUUCAACAUACGGAAUUGUCCAGUCUUUUAGGAUUAGCAAUAUAAUAUUCCUUUGUUCUUUUUGCCACGAAAACGAGAUGAACAACGGUCCUCCAAGGCACCACUAGGCGUCUAACGUUAUUUUACUUAUUUUCAUUCAAGGCCUCUACCACUUGGCUAUCAAGACAGGCGACGAGAAGAGUGCAGGUACAGAUGCGAGUGUCUGGGUGCAGGUGUAUGGUGAUAAAGGAGACACGGGACAUGUAGAGCUAAAGAAAUCAGGAACGAUGGAUAACCUGUUUGAACGAGGACAGACUGAUUAUUUCACUUUGGAAGCUGGUGAUGUUGGCAAGGUAUAUGCUACGAAAUAAAAAACAUAAAAACAUUGUAAAAAAAACCCCGAAAAACAAAAACAGCACUAUUUACGUAAACAACAUGGUUAGAUCGGAAAGUGUUGAAGGAACCGGUCAUUAUUUAUUGCUCUGUUGGCGACGACUGCUCCUCCUCCGUUCCGUUCCUCAUGAAAACCAUGUGAUCCACCCCAAAAUGGUCUGCCCUCCCUCCCCCUCUACCCCCUUUAGGCAAUAAAUAAUGAUAGCUCCACUACUCUGCUGGUGUUUUUUACGACUGACUGGAAUUAGUAGUGGCAAUUUAGCUGUGCUUGAAACAACGGAAAAUUGAAUAUGUAAUAGUUAUUAGUGUUUGAAGUUUACUUACCAACCGCGAGUACAACUCACUGUUUAGAUCGAGAAACUUCGUGUUGGCCAUGAUGGCCGUGGUCCCUUAUCAGACUGGUACGUGGAGGAGGUGAUUCUAAACAGUGCUGUCAGGGGGGAGCACUUGAUCUUCCCUUGCCAUGCCUGGGUAGCAGAGGAGCAGAGCGUGGGAUAUGCAGACAAAGAGCUUUAUCCUAAACAGCCAGGUAAGAUGUUGUGUUUUCUCGUCAGCCUUCACGUCACGUGGCACGCUUUCCUACCUUGAGAAAACGACGGCUGCAAAGUAGAAUAUGAGUCGUGGUCAUAACUCGGUAAUAGAAUAUGAAAGUUGGAGCGGGGCUCAGUUCAUUAAGUUUUCACGGAGCAGACCAACUAGAGAAAGUCUAGUCCAGCAACUUUUUCCUUAAAAACUGUUUUUAAGAGGUUCUUAUUUCUUAAGCUUACAGCGCAUAGUUUUUCUGCGACAAGAGCAUUGUCGCUGAAAACUUGCAUGUCCGAAUGCGGUUUAAUGCCAAUAACAUCAUGCGAAUUGUAUCCAUUCUCUUCCACACAGAUUUGUCUAAAAAUUCACCACAUACUUUACUUAACCCUUUAACACCUAAGAGUGACUGUCAUCGAAUUUCUCCCACAGCAUCAUCUCUCAAUCAAUUAGUUAGGAGAAUAAGGAAACGAUCGCUUUUCUGAAGAAACUUUUGAUUGUUUGACAAAAUCUCCUCAUUAAUAUCACAGGAAAAGUGUUAAGAAAAGUGUGGAGAAUAUAUAUUUACUGAUGUUGGGGUGUAAAAGGUUUAGGGUGCCCUUCGACUGAGUAGGGACCUUAAGCAAACCACGACGGCGACGGCAACGAGGACAUGGAAAAACAAUAGAUUUAAUUAACAGAACAAUAGCUCAGCACGUGCGUUUGAAAAUUUUGUACAUUUCUUAGCCGUCCCAUGCAAAACAACAACGUGAAAUCACCACAAAUUGCGUCGUCUGCAAACCGAAACCGCGACGGCAAAUUGUUUUAAUUUUCAUUUGGAACUCAACGCUUCUUUUAUACGUUAUGCUGAAGUUGAGGUGUGGCGCCGUAUGAGACGGUGAACACAUUCAGCCAUUUUGAAAUUCUAAUUAACGGCAGAAAUUCAUUUUUUAAUUGAAGUCUUCACUGGCGUUGCCGUCCUGACUGAGGAAAAAAAACUGCAAAGAGCCAAUGAGAAACGGAGUGAAAACAAGCAAAUUCAAGUUUUGCUUCUGUUUGGUGAAGGAGAUGUUGCGUGUUUUUUGGACCAGUCACUGAGAUUUGGGAGCGAAAAGCAACGUAAUCUUAUAUUACAUUUAACAUUUGAUUGAACACUGUGUUGAUUCCCAUUUUCUAUUUCAUCCGCAGUUUCUGACUACCAAGUGAGAAUAAAGACAGGGAAUUUGAAGAACGCUGGCACAGACUCAAAUAUCUACCUGCAGGUGUUUGGUGAUAAAGGAGACACCGGGGUCAUUGAACUGAAACAAAUUUGCGACACUAAAGAUAAGUUCCAACGUGGAAUGAACACCAAGAUCAACUUGCAAACUGUAGACGUGGGCAAUGUAAGUUUGAAUAUGUUUCUUGUGGUGCAUCAACUUGCAGUUUCUCGUUGUUUUUGAUGGGAAGUCUGCAGGUUUCACAAAGUCGGACACGAUUCAGGAAUUUAUGAAAAAUGUGAGAAUUGCAAAACUUGUCUGCAGCCCCUUCGAAGCUUGAGCCUUUUUUAUGCAAAGACGAAAAUGGUCACGUUGCUAAAGGCAAAUAUGUACUUCUACAAGUCCUCAUUUUCAAAUUCUGGCUAAUUGUCAAUCCUUUCAUAGGAAGUAUGAAUGAAAACAUAACUUUGAAGUCAAACGCACCCACUCGUUUUAUAGCAGAAUCUUCUGUUUGUCUCUGAUUGGUUGAGCUGUAGCGAUUUUUUUCCAACCAAUCACGGUGUAUGAGGAAUUUAACAAUAAAGUCCUAGUUCACUUUCGACACACAAUUGAAGGAGGUCCUGGUGACAAGUUUUCUCAUGCCUUUUGCUUCUCGUUCUCUUUCUCAUCGUGCAGCUGGAGAAGAUCCGGAUCGGCCACGAUGGGCGCGGUCUGGGCACUGGAUGGUAUUUGGAGGAAGUGGUGAUUAUAAUUCACGACGAGUGUUGGAUCUUUCCUUGCAACCGCUGGCUAGCGGAUUAUGAAGACGAUGGUAAAACCGAGAGGGAUCUGUAUGCAGGUGAGAGAGAAAUGGUGGGCGCGCAAAUUGUUCUAGAAAGGGGGAAGACAAGUUUAUUAGAACUCUGCAGGCUGAAUUUGAAUUAGUGGUUUUCUUCUGGACUGCUGCCCUGUUAACUGUGCUAAAAAGCUUAGAUAUCUUUAUUAGAAACCCACGAUGCCUUUUUCUCCCACAAUAGAGAAGCCGAACCACCCAACAAGAUGUGACUAGACUUCAUGCACAUAAGCACCCAGACUCAUAGAUGUGUGUGAGAACGUUUUCCGCUUUUUUCGUUUCUCGACCAGCGGGAAACAACAGUUAAAUUUAGAUAUGAUCUGAACUACAACGCUUCCUUGCAAGAACUACUGACCACACUAUCAGUUUAAUUUUUUGUGUAGGAGUGAGAGGGUUCUUAGGGGUCUGUUAGAACGACUUCGGUACUUCUUUAUCAUAAGAUUUUGCUAUUUCAGCCUCAAUUAUCAGGUUGAAAAAAUACUUUCUCUAAUAAACAAGGCUGUGUUUUCGUUACGGAGGUGACUUCUCUAUGUACAGAUUUAACGCAAAUGUUUUCCAUCAUUUUCAGAGAGAAAGACCUAUGCACACGAACCUGAUCUACAGGAUUUGAUUGAAUACCUACAGACAGAUGAUGUCACGCUUAUCGUGAAUGCUGCUAAUUAUCUGCAGCAUCUCUCGUACAGCGAUGAACAGGUCAAGAUAAAAGUUCGGUAAGCUGGACAAACAUUCCCUUUUUUAUCUGUCGUAUAGGAGAGUGUAUACUCAGACUACAUUAAUGGCAGCUUCCCUCACGAGCGCAUGGUCGGCAGAAGUUUUAAGUUUGAUGCUUUGUGGAAUAAAUCUCUCUUGAACAACUUAAUGUUUUGUGCGAAAGCGAAGCACGAAGCGGUACGGAUGUUACAACAUGGAAUAAAUCUCUCUUUCUCUCUCCCUAUUUUGUUACUGUUAUUUCCUCCUUUCCUUUUUUCUUGGUAUGUUUUUAUUUUGAUCCCUCCCUGUCAUCUCGUUCUUCGUGAAAAUCGAUCCAACUUCGCUCUCUCCACACAGUAACAUUUGUUGCUGCUCUCAAAAGUGGUUUGCUAAGAAAUUACCUUAACUCAAAGUUACUUAUUUGGUGUUUUUAGAUGUGAAAUGGGUUCCUAAUUUUUAAUUUGAAUGAACAGAAACUGUAUUAUUGUGAACGUUAACUGUUAUCUUAACCACAGAGAGCUCGGCGGAAUUCCAAUAUUGGUUCGUUUACUUGAUCACGACUCAGACGAGGUGCACCGCUCAGCUGCGGCGUGUUUGAGGAAUUUGUCGUACAGCAAGGCGAGGGACGAGAAUAAGGUAAACUGUGUUCGAAAAAUAAUAUUUUUCGUUUGACGCCUCAAUAUGCUCGGUUUUUUGUCUGCGGACUUCAUCUGUACUUGGCAAUAUCGCUUUGAAGCAGUUAGAUUGUUUGUUAAUCUAAAAUAGUUUCGUUAUCGCGGUUCAUGACGUUUGCAAACAACUUGCUGUCGACAACGUUGACUGCUUUUUAUGUUGAUCUUUAGUCGUUCUCUCUUACGAAUUUAUCAACAGGAAGGUUAAGUUCAGUCUUCUUCUGUGACAAUAGCACGUUCCUAUGUUGAAUUGAAUUCAAGUUUUAGACUUUCAUCUUAUCAAACGUAAAUAGACAUCACCUGGAAAAUAUCACUCGUUUGUUUUCCAGCUUUAACCGGAGCGUGAACAGUCAUGUGAGGUGUUCAGUUGCUCAUAAGAGAAAUUCUUUUUUGGAUUGUUAUAUAAGUGAUGUAUCUAUAAAUAAUUGCCCCAGGAUUGGGGGAAAGGGGGGCAGGUUACCCACAGAAAAAUGGCUGAGAGGGUUCCCCUCGGGUAAGGAUUUUGACAUUGACGCACUGCCUUGGAGUCGGGAAUGUUACUUUGUCGGCAUCAUGGAAGAUCGCGUGAAACAGCAUCUUUGGUCACCAAGGAUGGAAUUUUGACACAUAGUGGAUACUCAAGGGUGGAAUAAUUGACUUUUGGACACCUGAAAAUGUUAAAUUAACCUUGGGAUCGCCCCUCCCCCAUUCCCAAAUCCUAGGGCUAACCAUUGAUGGGUGCAUUAGGAUUCGUUUCCGAGAUAUGUAAAUCAACUCGCUUUUCUUCUCAAACAGUUGGCAAUUGCCGAAUGUUAUGGCAUUGAGGCUUUGAUACGACUGUUGAAAAGAACAAGAAGAGACGAGGUAAGAAAAAGAGAAAUAAACGAAAUCUAAAGUACAGUUAUGACGAGGUGGCCUGGUGUUGAGCGCGCUUUACUCCGGGAUCGAGAGGCCUGGGUCCCAGUCCGGGCCAGACCAGGUCAUUGUUCUGAGUUCAUGGGCAAGACAAUUUACUCGCUCAAGAGUGUAAAUGGCAAGGAAAAGGGUGCAGUUGCCAAAUCUGCAACACACUUACAUCCUCUCUGAGUUGAGUAUCUAUACUCCUGCAGGGCCGCGUUGCUCAAAGCACGACAACAGUUUUUGAUUAGUUUUGUAGCAUUGCAGACAGUUUUAUUGCUUAUAUUCAGUUUUCCUUCAGUUUCGUCUCGUGAUAAGGUAAAACCCCUCAAAACGUAAUCCCUGAUUUACGCUUUAUUUUAAGAGAGAUCAAGGUGAAGUUUGAUUAAACUUUUAAUCCUGUAUUAUCUUACAACCUGUCGCUUUAUUGAACAGAGGGUUUGGUAAUCCUCGGUAGUAAAAGGGCCACUUGCUUUGUGAGGUUUAAUCUCAAAUUGCAAUAGUUAACUGCGCAGACUGUGAUUUCAUUUUUAGCUUCGUAUCUGUCAGCUAUACAUAUGAAAUAUUUUGGGUGAUACAGCUCGAUCGUGUCUUAUCUAUCAGUUUCUGGCAGCAGUGAUAUAUUCCAGUCAAGUAAAUUAAUGGUUUUUCAUGUCGCUUCCUUUUUUUUCGUUCCCAGGUUAAGGAAGUAGUUUUGGGUGUUUUGUGGAAUCUGUCGUCCUGCGAGGUGAGAACUUUACCUUUUCCUUGAAUAUAGUCUGUUAUUGAGAAGGUUAAGCUUGCCUAAGACUUGACAUUGAAUGCCAGAAUGUCUGAAAAUCUUCAACUCUACUUUUAAAUACGGUUUAGUUCUGGAAUUUCGUUAGUUUGUUCACAAGGAUAAUGCGACUUGUUUCUGUUUGCAUUCGCAAAGUCGAGUCGUGUUCUGAGAACAUAAAAAUGCUCUGAACGCCGAAAACAGCGUGGACGGCUUGAUGAGAUAAUGGUGAGAGAUGGAAAUGGAGAUUCCAAUCUCGCUGUUGAAAAUAUUUAUUUUAAAACUCAAAGACUAUUAAAUUAAAUCAAAUUGAUCUAACCGUUUGUCUUCUACCGCUCUUCCGUUGUACAGUUGUUCGUUACUGAAUUUCCCUUAUUUAAAGUAGCGGAGCUCGCAGAGCGUAGCCCCAUAAUUAUACUAAAUAGUAUUAACCCAUCAAGCUGAAAAAAUUUGGACUUACGACCGUACGACCGUACAAGGUGCUACUUUUAACAUGCGUGGUCAACUGUACCGCGGGCGCGCCAAAGCCACGGCUUUGUCCAGUAGUCCAGUGGUCAGAGCACUGGGCUCCGAGUUGGACGACCCGGGUUCUAGUCCUGGCCGGGGUAAGGCGUUGUGCCCUUGAGACGUGCGGGAAAAAAAAAUUCGAGUUCUGCUUUUAGGCUUGGCUAAAUCUAUGUAUUAUUUAGUUUCUGUAGCUUCUUCACAUAUUUAAUAAUGAAUUAAGUUGAACCCAGGCCGUUGAUUGAACCGCUUCUGCUAACUGCAGGUCAAUUUAUUCACAAAUUUUGUCAUGAAAUGAGUAAGUGUGAAAAUAACUGAAUCUGUACACAAUUUUAUUGUUUCUUUAUUCCUGACAGGAUCUGAAACUUCGAAUCUUAGAAAUCUGUCUCAUUGUUAUGGUUACCAUCAUCAUCAUCCCUUACUCUGGCUGGAGCAGAGCUGCCGCCAACAAUUCGAUGCCACUUCCGUCCAUAAAAUGGUCCACAGUGUUCCGUAACGCCAGCGGUGUGCUGAGGAACGUGUCUUCGGCUGGACCUGAGGCGCGGCGCGUGAUGAGGGACUGUGAUGGACUCGUGGAUUCCUUUGUCUGGAUCAUCAGGGCACCACUUGGCAAAAAUGAUAUUGAUAAUAAGGUACGGUAACGAUCAACAUCCACUUUCUCUAUACCGGCUUGGUGCGUUACCUUCACGAUUUCUUAUGAGAGAACGAGAAAUCAUCAGCUACCGUUUUUAUACGAUUUAGUGCGUUGGGUGCGUCAUAAAUUUUUGGGCCUUGAGAGUGGGCGCUCAUUCGAAGCGGCUAUCUAUUCGAGGCUAAGCGCUUAUUAAAUAUUCACCAUUUUUAGCGAGUAAUGACUCUUUUUUGCCACACAACGAUAAAUAAUAACAAAGCGUGAAGAUGUACCAUAGACAGUGAAUUAGAUAUUUUAAUACUCCUCUUGUACACUUCGGUUUUUUUUCUUUUUUCGUGGGGUGGUGGGUUUUAACGUUUCCUAACUAGAAGGUGGGCUCUUAAUCGAAUUUAUAUGGUACUGAGAAUAGGUUGUGUCUGUUUUCGCACCGAGACGUAGCCCCGUUUUAGAGCGUGUCAGUAUAAUUUGUGUAAUUUUUGUCUAACAGUCUGUUGAAAAUUCCGUCUGUAUUCUGCGCAACUUGUCCUACCGACUGGAAAAUGAGGUGGACAGAGAAAGAUACAAGGACGCCCCAAUACCCAUCCAACCUGGCAAGGAAUCAAGCAAACAUGACCCGGGUUGUAUGGCGGGAUGCGGGACGGGAUCAAAGAAGAAAAAGAAAGGAGCGCUCAAAGAACCUGAAGAGCCACAGAUAAGGAGAGAUCCCGUGGAGGGUGUGGAGUUACUAUGGCAACCAGAAAUAGUCAAGUCGUACCUGUUAAUUAUGGCGGAGGCGGCCAAUCCUGAGACACUAGAAGCGUCUGCUGGAGCUAUUCACAAUCUUACAGCAUGUGGCUGGAGGGUAUGUCUUGCAAGUGUAAAUGUAGUGAUAAGUUAAGGGUGAAGAUGCGGUGGAAUCACUGUGUUGUGUGUGCUUGGGUAAAACACUCUCCUUCCACUCUGAACGGUGGGCCACUCACUUAUAUUUAAUGCACCGUAAUUUGAUUGGGAUAUCCCGUUGCGAGCUUUGGCAUAAUCAUCGUUUGUACUCAUGGGCAAGACACCAUUUUACCCUCACUCUGCAUCUUUCCAGUCAGGAUUAUAAAUGAGUGCCAGGGAAAGCUUUUGAAUCCUAAGUGGUCACCAGUGAUGAACAAUCGUCCCAUCAAGAGGGUUGCGGUAAUAAUCCAAAUCUCUCUAUGCGACGGAAACUAAGAGAAGCUCCGGGGAACGAGAAACAGACUUUCCAUCGUUACUUUUACCCUUCACACCAUAACAGUAAUAUGCAUAUUCUCCAUACUGUUCUUUAUACAUUUCCUUAUGUGCUGGUAAGGAGAAUGUGUUUAAUAAUCAAGAGUUUCUUUAGUUGAUGAUAAUUUCCGUUAUUCUCAUGACCCUAAUGUGAAAUUCAGGAUUGAUGUUAUGUGGUGAAAUCAGAUGUUAGUCGCUCUUAGAGGUCUAAGAGAUAAAAGUGGUUUUCUUCAUCUGCUGAAUAAAGGGUGACUUAGAAUUUCUUUUGGGAUUUUUUGCGAACGAAGAGAAAGGGAGAUUAGUAAUUUAAUGUAGUUUUUGUUUCCUACAAAUUAAUUUUUCAGUGGGCUAUGAUUGUCCGAUCAGCAGUACGGAAAGAGAAGGGUCUUCCCAUUCUAGUGGAACUCCUACGAAUAAAUCAUGAUCCUGUGGUGAGAGCUGUUUCAACAGCGAUGAGAAAUCUAGCAAUCGACCCGAGGAACAAGGAUGUUUUAGGUGUGUAUCUUGACCUUUUCUCAUUUUUUAGAGUUUAGCGCCGUUUUAUUAGAGAAAGCACUAAUUGCAAGUGAUCACCGAGGUUAACAAGGACAUGGGGACAUAUUCGGAAGUAACCGUUUGGGAAACCUCUGUUAGUUAAUGCCAGACGCAGCGGAGUAUUUUCGAUUUUGCAGUUGGGACUGUUUUUGUUCAUGCUUUUAUUUCUCUUCUCGUUCACAGCUAAAUACGGAAUUAAAGAUCUGGUUCAUCGCCUUCCUGAUCAUCGCACCUCUUUAAAUGUCAAAGCUGAAGAGAAUACAAUUGGUGCUAUACUGUGCGCGAUUCAUCAACUCGUGAAUAAGAGUCUAGUAAAUGGAAGGUAAUGCUAUUAAUACCAGGUUUAUCCACGAUACAAUGCACUUCCUUACUGUUCUUGGCAUUAACUAGAUAUUCAGUCUAGAAAGCUUCUAAGUAAGCCAGUAAAAAUCACUGUAUUCAUUCAGAUAAGUGUAAAGGUCAUUGGUUCUACUGUUCUCCAAGUAUGACCAGCUUCAUCUUUGACCGAUAAUCCUCGUCUUUCUCUUUUUUUCUAAUUGUCUCUUUGUUUUCUUUUCCCUUUAUCUUAGACAUGUUCAUAAAGUUGGAGGGUUUCAGAAGAUUAUUGCGAUCGCCAAGUCGCGAGAUCAUUACUCUCCGAGGAUUGUAAAAACAGCAAAUCAGGUACGACAGAACAUGCAAUUAACUCUUCAAUUCUCACGAUUUGACUCUAGUUCUCCCAACAGUUUACAGACAUUUCCUUGAAGUUGAUGUAGAAAAAAUGAUUCUCUUACCGGCUGAGCUGGCGGGAGAGGCCAGCGAGGAGGUUCUCACACAUUGAUUGGGGGGCUGGGUAACAGCCAAGUCUUUAUAAUGAUUUGGUUGUAAAAUUACGACAACUUUGUCUAGUCUCAUUGCCCGUUUGGUACGUGAUGCAUUAAUACUGUAAAAAGAAGGUACAUGCCAACCACUACACCCCUCUCCACCGAAGACUGAAAAUGGGUUCUAAAGAAUUGACAGGGAUAGAUGACAAAAUAUUUAGGGGGGAUGGGGAAAUAACCUUUGAUGGACUGACAUCCCAGUUUUCGAGAUCUUAAAACCGUCGACUUUGAAAUGAAGUUCAGUGCAAAACGUUUUGUGUGAAAAUGAAUCAUAAUUGCAUGAGAAAAAGCAAGAUUUGGACUCGUGCACGUUUUAAAGCAGGCGUCGUCUGAUUUUUUUAAAUCGCUUAUUAGUUCUACAUAACUUAAACAUUUCAUUUUGCGUCUGUGUCAUGUGUUGAAAUGCCGUUUUCAUUGUUGCACCACAGGUUUUAAUAACUCUUUGGAACUUACCAGCUCUUCGAAGCUCUCUCAAAAAAGAAGGCUGGGAAUUUACUAAAGAAAUUGGAGAUGAAUACGGUCAUGUUCCAACUACCCCGCGGCCUUACGACGAGGUAACAAUGCCACGGGGACCGCAGAGAGGAGCGCCGUCUGCUGUCGGAAGGAACGAACCACGACCAAUACGAUCCGACGAAACGUCCAUCCCCGAACCUCAAUAUGACCCCGAACAAAGAAGUGCACCCCCAAGAUUUUCCGAAGAUGGUUAUGAAGCCGAUGACGAUGCUCGGCGGCGAAGAGAACCGAACAACACACGAAACGAGUUGGAGAUGGAAGACAUGAGUGGCUAUAGGGAAAUCGAUCAUCGGUCGGGUGUCGAGAGAGGCGGGGGUGUUCAAGUUUUACCUCCAGUUGAACCGCCGGCUUACCCUGACGGGGGUGGACAGCCUCAAGAAGAACCGGCAUACGCUCGUGUAGAUAAGAGUAAAAAGAAAACGUAUAAAUUACAAGGAGGGGAAGGUGCAACCUCUGACUCGUGGGUGUGAAAAUAAUUUCAUGAACGUUCCUCUGAACACUUUUUCGCAUGAAGCUUGGAGAUCGCUCACACACAAACCGCAGUGAUCGAAAGAACUCUCAGGAACGUGUGACAUCUUCGUGUACAACAGUGGUGUUUUUGUAAACGUCGCUAAAUGGAUCGAAAUCGCUAGAAGGACGCAAAUUCAAAUUUUAAUGAUUGAAAAGCGUUUCUUCUCGGCAGACAUUUAGGAUUUAUAGUGUUUUAAAGUUAAUUGCGUUCACUGAUUGAACGAACGCCACCUUGAAUGCUGAUUUAUGGCAAUUCUAGGGAAAACUGAUUUUAAUAAUAGUUUGGUCACAGUGUAAAUGUUUCAUUUAAGCAACACAUUCAUACAAUGUGCAAAUUAACUGUUAGAUGCUAGAAACUGGAUAAUUACCUCGUUGAAAGAGGGCUUAGAAGGCCUAGUAACAUUUUUUAGUUGUUUUUGUAUGGAAAUAGUAAAAAUAAUUCAACCUGAUCCGUUAUCGUCUUUUAUACUACUUUAUUGACACGGUAAAUCUUCCUACAUAAGAUGCUCCAGCUUCUAACUUCUUGCAAGCCAAGUCGAAACGUUCCAAGUUCGUUAUCCGCAUAUUUGACGAAGCAAAGAAAUGAAUUCACUAUUCCAUGACAUCGGCCCUGUUUCUUGGAUUGGUCACAAGCAGCGAUCAAAUUAUAGGCUGGUAGUAUGCAUACAGCAGACUCUGAUUGACAAUUACUAUUCACCAAUAAACCAUCAAAGGAGGCAAAAAAAUGCUUCUUUAAUCGAGAAACAGUUAAACAUUUCCACUACAUCACUUUAUUCGGUUUGAAUAAAAACAGG